Molecule: messenger RNA, 7043 nt
Organism: Rattus norvegicus (Norway rat)
Lineage: Eukaryota; Metazoa; Chordata; Mammalia; Rodentia; Muridae
Source: RefSeq, a predicted model, not a curated record
UUUUUGUUUUUUGUUUUUUUUUAUUAACUUGAGUAUUUCUUAUAUACAUUUCGAGUGUUAUUCCCUUUCCCGGUUUCCGGGCAAACAUCCCCCUCCCCCCUCCCCUAAACUAGCGUUUUUAACUUGGUAGUUGUACCCAGGGCUCUUACCUGUGGUUCUAUUUAACAAGUUUUGUUUGAUCUAGGGAUUAACGUUGGAUGGGCAAGCAUCAAUUUUACAGAAGGAAAACCAGAUUUAAAGAAGAGGGAACCGAAGUGAUUUAGGACAUAAAGGCUCUCCCCCCCCCUAAAAUCCUUAUCGGAAAAGGUAUGCAGAAAAUUCCUUUUUUUAUUUUUCAUUUUUAUGUGCAUGGUUGUUUUAUCUGCACCUAUGUCGAUACACAUGCCAGGUGCCAGCAGAGGCCAGAAGAGGGCAUUGGAACUCCUGACACUGGAGUUCCUGACGGCUGAGGAUCGAAUCUGUGUCCUACCCAUGAGCAGCCAGCAAUCCUAACAGCCCAGUGACCUCUCCAGACCCGCAAAUUCUUUUCCAGCAGCUCCGGUGAGCGGGGAACGGAUCAGAACAUCUCUGGAACAUUGCUCCAGUGACAUACACCUGCGCUCACACUCGUUCGGUCCAAACAGUCUUUGUUACUCUCAAGCUAGGACUUGCUGCACCGGAGCCACGCCUCGCGCAGGGGGCAGCGGGGAGGAGCCGGGGAGGGUGGCAGGGUGGCAGCCCGACCCGCUCCACCUUUCUCUCUCCGGAGCCCCGCUGGCCCCGCCCCCGGAGCGCCCACCUCGAGAACGCGGCGUGUUGGCCCGCGCGCCCCGUCGCGGGCCAGUUCCCGGGCAUGCGCGCUGCAGCGCCCUCACCCCCCUCCGCCGACCCGCCGCUGCAGAGUUAUGCCAAGUAUGUGAGGAGCUGGCGAGGACCGGCCGCGGUCAUGGAGAGCCGCCGCCUCCGCCCGCGCGGGACUCGGAGCCCGCCCCGCGCCCAGGGCGAGCCGGGCUGCUGAGGCGGCGCGCAUGGCGGAGCCCCUGCGGAGGACGCUCGGCUAGCUCCGAGAGCGGCGCGGUCCCGGGGUGCUCGGGCUGCACGCGGACGCCGUGGCGGCCUCGCUCUCCGAGGGACGCUCGCCGCUCCGAGAGCUCGUGGUCCCCGGCAUGGAGCGGCGGGCGUGGGGGACCUGGGCGCGCUCCGAGCAGCUAGGCGCGCGGGUCCCAUGGUCUCGCGGGGCUCAGGAGGCCGCCGCUCUGGGCCGCGCGCUUACUUGCGCUUCCCCAGGCACGGAGGGCAGUGGCGACGACGGGGAGGACGAGGGCGCCGACUACUACGAGAACCUGCCCGCGGGCUGCGCGCCCGAGGGGGCGGAGGCGCUGCGGGCCUCGCCUUCGCAAGCGGCGGGCUCCUCCCCGGGGAUGGAGGGCGGCCGCCAGGAGACAGGCAGGCUGCAGACCCAGUUGCGAGAGGCCUAUUAUCUGCUGAUCCAGGCCAUGCACGACCUGCCCCCUGACUCGGGCACGCGGCGGGGCGGACCCGCGGGAGCCCAGGCUCAGGGCCAGCAGCCGCCUCUCCCCCGCGGCGCAGCCGUGCGCCGAGCCUGCAGCCCCCGAGGCGGCGACCGCCCUCCGCAGCAGGUGUCCCCGCCCCGGUCGUCUCCGACGGAGUCUAGAGUGGGACGGCCUCCCAGUCCUCGGAUGCAGCUGUCCAGUUGCAGAAGUCUCGAGAGCCUCCGCGUGAGCCCGCAGCCGCCUCUGUUCCAGCGGUGGGCGAGCGACAGCUGGAUCAGGUGCGGCGCGCACAGGGACAGGGAGGAGCCCCAGCCACGUGGAGGUGGGAUGGACGGCUGGAGCCGGGGCAGCCACAGGGCUGCUACGUCCGCUGCUCUCCUGCCUCCCUUCUGCCAGGACCCCAGCCGGUCCUCGGGACGUCCCUUUAAGGAUCCUGCGGGGACCUCUGUGAUAUCCUGCAGCCAAGAGGACCAUCCCGAGGAGCUUCCCCUCCUCAAGCCACCUGCGGUGACUGUCAAGAAACUGCAGAAGUGGAUGUAUAAAGGACGACUGUUGUCCCUGGGGAUGAAGGGUCGCGCUCAUGGGACAGCACCCAAAGUUCCCGGAGCUCAGGCAACCUCUCCAAAUUUGGGCAGUUGGAAAGUGCAUGAAAACCACGUCCUCUCGGUGACAGCGGACCAAAGAAUCACACUGACAGCAGACUUAUUCGAGAAUGUCUGUGGGUCUCCACUGAAGAAACGAGACCCUGGAGGUGGAAGGGGUAACACCGAGCUUAGUGGUCACCAGGCCCUGAACAACAUCACUGUUUCAAAGAAACGCAAUUGGCUGUAUCAGAGCCCUCUGAGGUCUCCCAGUCUGGACAGACAUUAUUCCUCCCUCUCCCCCGUGUCUCCGCCCAGGCAUCGGCUCCCGCAGCCUUUCUGUAAACCCCACAGAGAACCCUGCAUGCACGCGGUGUGUAACGCCGCCGGUUCUCCGUCAUCCAGAAACGGCUCUUCAGCCUUCAGUGAGGACGACGCCGAUGACGAAGGAGAAAUAUGGUAUAACCCCAUCCCCGAGGACGACAGCCUGGGCAUAGCACACGUCUUGAGUCUGGAGGAGGCAAACGCCGCUGCCCUGAAGCUCCCUGCCGUCCGUGUGAGCAUGUUGUCUGCUAGAGACCUGGCGAAGGCAGAGACUCGUAGUGAAGACUUGCUGUGUCCUACCCAACACCGAGGUGACGUCCAGACCUCACAGUCAAAUGGAAUUAAUUCUGUCGAUUCCAUUCAUUCUACAGACAUUGUGCAGCCAUGCAGACAGAGAUUAGGACACAGGACACAGGAGAGCCUGACGGCAGAGGACAGCCCCGGGUUGAAAUCUGCUUUUACAGGUCCCGGGAUCUUAGUCUCUACAAAUAGGACUGAACUGAGAGCUCUGGAGCCACCUUCUCCAAGCCCCAGCCCCGUGAAGAAAGGCAGCUCCAUUACCUGGUCUUUACCAGACAAAAUAAAAUCUCCACGCACUGUGAGGAAACUCUCUAUGAAAAUGAAAAGGUUGCCUGAGUUCAGCCGGAAGCGGGGUGCCAGGGGAGCCUUGCACUACACCAACAGUCCAGACAGGACCCCUCCUUUGUCUAAGUGGUACUAUGGAGAAGGUCCUCAGAGUGUACUUCUGCCUUCCGGGAACCCAGCCAGCAACGUAAUAAGCCGGUACCACCUUGAUACCACUGUGUCCUCUCAACACAGCUACCAGAAGAAACCCCUCGGGAGCUCCAGGUAUCCCUGUAAGGGUGGGUACCUCAGCGACGGAGACUCACCCGAACUUAGAACUAGAUCUAGCAAGCAUGGAUCCGAGCACAGACUUGGGAAAGGGAGAGAAGCCGUUCCAAGCGGUUGUAGCAAAAAUGAAAUAGACGUUGGUGCCUUUAGACAUUACAGCUUCUCGGAUCAACCCAAGUGCUCCCAGUACAUAUCCGGACUCAUGAGCGUGCACUUUUAUGGAGCAGAGGGUUUAAAACCGCCCCGGAUAGACUCCAAAGAUGUCUUUUGUGCCAUUCAGGUUGACUCGGUAAACAAAGCCAGGACAGCUCUGCUCACCUGUCGAACGACGUUCUUGGACCUGGACCACACUUUCAACAUAGAGAUCGAAAAUGCACAGCAUUUGAAACUGGUGGUGUUCAGCUGGGAGCCCACUCCCAGGAGGAACCGUGUGUGCUGUCACGGCACGGUCGUCCUGCCAGCUUUGUUCAGGGUGACAAGAACACAUCAGCUGGCUGUCAAGCUGGAACCCAGAGGGCUCAUUUACGUCAAGGUAACCUUGAUGGAACAGUGGGAGAAUUCUCUCCACGGCCUGGAUAAGAACCGAGAAUCAGUGAUGUUUGGAGUUGACAUCCAAAAAGUUGUAGAAAAAGAAAACGCAGGCUUGAUGGUGCCGCUGCUGAUACAGAAAUGUAUCAUGGAGAUUGAAAAGAGGGGCUGUCAGGUUGUAGGCCUGUAUCGAUUGUGUGGUUCAGCAGCUGUGAAGAAAGAGCUUCGAGAGGCUUUUGAGAAGGACAGCAAAACUGUCGGUCUGUGUGAAGACCAGUACCCAGAUAUAAAUGUAAUAACAGGUGUUCUGAAGGACUACCUGAGAGAACUCCCUUCUCCCCUAAUAACGAAGCAGCUGUACCAGGCCGUGUUAGACGCCAUGGUGAAGAGUCCUUUGAAAAUGUCGUCGAAUGGCUGUGAGAACGAGUCCAGUGACUCCAGGUUUACUGUCGACCUACUGAACUGCCUGCCAGAUGUUGAGAAGGCAACCCUAAAGAUGUUGUUAGAUCAUCUGAAACUGGUGGCUUCUUACCACGAAGUGAACAAGAUGACCUGCCAGAAUUUGGCCGUGUGCUUUGGACCAGUGUUGCUUAAUCAGAGGCAAGAGACGUCGACGCACAACAACAGAGUCUUCUCCGACUCUGAAGAGCUUGCGAGUGCUUUGGACUUUAAGAAGCACAUCGAAGUUCUUCACUACUUGCUCCAACUCUGGCCAGGCCAAAAACGAAGACUGUUAGUAGCUAACGCUGUAUGACCCUCAGGUAACUGCUGGCCAGGCCCAGUAUUCAUGCGUUUUUAUCAGAGUGGAAGCCGGGCUGCUUGGUAAAUGGUGACACACUGCUAACUACUGUCAAGAAGCCCACUAAGGUCAGAGCUAGAGUGACCACUUUAGAUGCCUUUGCCUCGGCUAGAUGUCUGUACAAAGGGAUCUCUUAUUCCCCGCUGUUUACACACCGUGCCUUGCCUGCUUUUUCGCUGUAGUCUUUAAUGUGAGAGAAGCUACUCGCUUAGAAUUACAGCUAGAUAGCAAUUAACUUGCACAGAAAAUUAAUCAACGUUGAGUUUUAUGGGGGAUGUUAUUGUUUAACAUGAAGUAGCACCACCGAACGUUGUACUGCGUGGUACGCCUAAUCCUAAUUAUACGUGGCAGUAGAAGAAUUACCAUGGGACCUUUCAGUAGAACGCAUGUCUCUGUCACGCGCAUGUUUGUAGUUGAUUAUCAAAUGGCUUCAUUGUCUGCUCUGUCUUCUUAAGGCUGUCACUAAAGUACAUGCAUUGUUCACUUCUAGUGCAGUGUCUAACCGUCAAGGAACCCAGAGACAGUUUGUGCCUGGAGCAGUCGUCUUCUCUGAAUUACUUGAGGCGAAAGAAAGAGCGACCGUGUGUGUUGAAUCUGAGCGGUUCAGAUUCAUCAGGGGUGCUGAGGCCAAGGCAGGCCCGACUGGAUAGCCCACUCAGUAACCGCUACGCAGGGGACUGGAGCAGCUGUGGGGAGAGCUACUCUUCAAGUACAACAGAAAAUUUCAAGGAUUUGGAUUAUGAUGACGUUCCCUUAGAAGAUGGAGACGGUAGAGACUAUGGCAAAAUGGAUAGAGUGGACGGCGUGACUGAGCCACGAGUCCCCGUGUCAGGAGGGUGCACGUUUCAGACGUACUUGACGGUGCAGACCAUCGAGUCCACAGUGGAUCAGAAAGCUAACCUCAGAGAUCUGCAAGAGAGCAUUGACACUUUGAUUGGCAAUCUGGAACGUGAGCUCAGCAAAAACAAGCUGAAUAUGAGUGUUUGAGGCGGAGGGGUUGUUUGAUUUGUGAUGAUGUUUCCAUGUCAAGCCUUCUUCCUUACACACACACACACACACACACACACACACACACACACACACACAGACACACACACACACACACACACAGUGUUGGAACCUUAAGUUAAUUCCUAAUAAGUUCAUGUAAUUCAGUUGUAAUCACUAUUCAUUGAUAUGUUUAUUUACUUAUGAACGGAACUGUUCCGGGCAUAAAGGUGAUCCAGACUUUGGGGGCUAUUUCAGUAGACCUUGGCAGCUGCAUGGAGGAGACAUGCAGACGUCUGUAAGGGUCAAGUUCGUUAUUCCCAGGCAAGGCUUUGGUGGGAGCUGUUCUGUAGGUGGACACAGAUGUUCUCUGCUGAGGACACUGCAACUGGACAGGCCGAUUCGCAGUCAGAGUCCUUGUGCAAUGUCAUUUGGUCAUGUUUCAUUUGCAAUAUGAAUGCUGCUAUAAGAAAAAAGUUUUUAUAAACGUAAAAUUAUACAGGUGUUAAUGCAUUCUGUAUUAACGUUCAGUAAUUAUUUAAGCUUAUAAAAAUUAUUUUUAUGAAUUUGAGAAUAUAUGUAUAUUUAUAACUUCAUUAUGAAUCUGAGAAUAUGUAUAUAUUUAUAACUUCAUUAUGAGUCCGAGAAUAUGUAUAUAUUUAUAACUUCAUUAUGCAUGUAGGUUUUAGAAUGGGGGAAGGGGUUGACUGUAGCAUUCCACAUAUUUUAAAAACAAGGCCAAAAUGACUAGCUUUAGAAUCUCUUUCAGGGAAGGAAUGUUUAAGUGAAAAGGACAAGUCACACAGACACCACUUGAAUGAAAACACUCUAGAACUGUUGGAGGAGGGGCAGCGACAGCCUUUCUGUUCUUGCUUUAUAGACACUGUAUCCCUGUGGAAAGUUAGAUUUUAUGUUGACAUCCUUCAGCUGCAGAAGGGAUCCGGUGACUUCAGAAGACUUCACCCGUUCCGUGCCUCUCUGUGUCCUGGGACACUCUCAGUAUUUAUUUAUAGUGGCAUACUUAAGACGUUGACUUCACUAGUUGUCCUUGUUUCUAAAGAAGAUGUCUUGCCGGGAUGCCACGUGUCACAGAUGUUUAAAACUUUUAUACUUACAGAAUGUGUAAUUUUAGAAGUAUAACGGAAACUUGAGUUACCAAGUGUGACAGCCAUAAGGAAGCCCGUUUCUUACUGCUUUUCUAAAUAUUCAGGUACUUAGUGUAACCACUUCUAUGCAGUGCCUAUAACAUCCAGGUAAUUUGAAAGCCCGUUGGUAUGAAGAAAAAUAACUAUUUUUAUGAGACUUUCAUUUUUUUUUAAAACGUUGUGUAACAAAUACCAGAGACGAUGAAGUCGGUGUACAUCACGAGUAAACAGAGUAUUUUUAAAUGUUUUGUAGAGGAAGUUAUUCGUGCCUUUUGUUUGCUAUGUCGUGUAUAAUACAUAAAUGUAAAUGCUUUAUUAAAAUAUUACUACCAUG